This is a messenger RNA of Torulaspora delbrueckii, 2157 nucleotides long. RefSeq names its product Aim3p (gene AIM3). The transcript has a single exon. Gene Ontology annotation, cellular component: actin cortical patch. The coding region runs from base 1 to 2157 and encodes 718 amino acids. NCBI's taxonomy places the organism in Eukaryota, Fungi, Ascomycota, Saccharomycetes, Saccharomycetales, Saccharomycetaceae. The record is from RefSeq and is a predicted model, not a curated record. Gene Ontology annotation, biological process: barbed-end actin filament capping.
AUGAGUGACUUUUGGGAGAAAAACAAGGGAUCUAUUACUUCGGGACUCAAGACUGCUGGGAAGUAUGGUUACCAGGGAUCAAAAUACGUAGCCAAGACUGGCUACCAGGCGGGAAAGAAGAACUUUAAUAGUAAAAAGAAGAAUGAACAGACCCAGAAAGAGAAGGAAAAGGAAGAGGAGGAAGAGCGAGAAGCUCAUGCGUAUGAUCGGAGUUAUGGAAACCAAUAUAGAGAUCCUGUAGGCUUUCCGGCGCCGCCAAUAAGAGGGGGACAGGGACCUCCUCAACCAUAUCAACAACCUCAAUAUCAGCAAACACAAUAUCAGCAACCUCAAUAUCAGCAGCCUCAAUAUCAGCAGCCAUAUCAGCAACCUCAGUAUCCACAGCCGCAGUAUCCACAACCACAGUACCCACAACCACAGUACCCACAACCACAGUAUCAACCUCAGUACCAGCCCCCUCAGUAUCAACAACCUCCAUACCAAGCACCUCAGUAUCAACCUCAAUACCCACAGCAGUAUCCACAGCAGCCAGGGCCUGAACAGUUCCCACCCCAGCCUCCGUCACAAUAUCAACAGCCACCUGCACAACCAAUUGCACCCCAGCAACCUGUAAACCCUGCUCAACCUUCACAGCUGGCUUCCGUGACUAGCCAAGCACAACUAGUUCCCCCUCGGAAUGAGCGCCAGCCACCUGCGGUUCAAGGCGUAGCCUUGCCUGGUAUGAGUUCUCCCCCAGCCGUACUUUCACCAACACCUCUUCAACCAUCUGAGGUUCAAACAACCGGUCUAUCUUCAGUGCCCUCAAUAUCAAGCUCUGGACAAGUUACGCAAGUCUCGGCUCCUAUUCAGGAUCCCGCAGCCUCCCGCUAUAAUAGGGCUCGAUUAUCAAGUCCCCCCAUCCCCGCAAGAGAGCCGCAGCCUUUACCUUCUUCUGCAUCAAGCACAGGAGUUGGUUCCGGAUCGCCAAGUCAGAGUGUGACGCCAUUUGAUUUUUCAGAUGCCCAAGAAAGAAGAGAGCUCAAGAGGUUACCAACGUCACCCAUCGAUGUGACUGCCCUACCACCCCCACCAACUCACAGAGAUAGAGGAAGCACACCAGAUAUAAUCGCCAACAAGGCAGUUUCUGCCCAUACUACUGGCAAAAGUGAGUCUGCGCAAGCACCUCAGGCUACAUCUGGAUCCAGACCUGAAUCUAUCGCGCCCGCUCCCUUGCCUCCAAGAAGCGUCCCAAAAUUAGAUACUGACAGUCGGCCAGCAGCUGUUGCUGAGGAACAUAAUGAAACGGUAGAAGUCAACAAGCCCGGUAUAGCCGGCAAGUUUGAUUACGAUGUGAAAGUUGGUUAUGCUCCGCCACCAAAGCCACAUAGAAAUGUGUCCGUAUCGAAGUCUUUGACUCGUAAAGCAACAGCUCCACUGUCAAAUGGACCUUCUACGAAUACUACAGCUCCCCCAGCACUGCCAAGACGCCAAACGACGUCUGACACUGAAUCGAAUGUGUCAAAGGAUGCACCCAACCUCUCCUUUCAACCUCCACCAAAACCUUUCCGACCAUCUGAAUCUUCACAAUCCAGUCGACAGGCCUCCCAUCACAACAUACCUACGAACGCAAAACCUAUCCCAGUUGAUGUAUCAUCAUUUCCUCCCCCACCUGUGCAAAGGGGUCAAUCAAAUUCCUCGAUACUGAGUCGACCAGAAAGCACAGAAACUGGAGAAGAUCGUAAGCCGACGCCAAGAGGUAGAAUUCCUGUGGUUGAUUCCCAUGAUGGUGAGGUUGAGACAUCUGAGCCAGAUCACGAUAAAAAAAAGGCUCCUCCGCCUGCAGUGAAACCAAAACCAAAAACUUUAUCUAUUAGUCACACCGAGCAUAACGAUUCAUCUGAGAUUUCUGCGAUUACGAAUGAACUGGCAACUUUCAAACUCAGGAAAACUGGCUCAGGCUUCCUCAAAGACUCUUCCAAAGACUCACAAGCAAAACGAUCACCUCCUCCAGUGGUUCCUCGUAAGAAAGAGUCACUCAAAUCAGUACCGCCAGUGCCAAUCAAAGCUUCCUCACUCAGGGCAGCUGAGGCUCGACAAGAACAAGAUAAUGACCUGAAUCCUUUCGAACACUACUUGAAAAGUGCAGUACCCACGGAAAACGACCGUUUACACAGGUGA